Messenger RNA from Aspergillus pseudotamarii, 1899 nucleotides. Its product is annotated as general substrate transporter. Bases 1 to 1638 code for a protein of 545 amino acids. Gene Ontology annotation, molecular function: carbohydrate:proton symporter activity. NCBI's taxonomy places the organism in Eukaryota, Fungi, Ascomycota, Eurotiomycetes, Eurotiales, Aspergillaceae. Gene Ontology annotation, biological process: carbohydrate transport; transmembrane transport. The transcript has 7 exons. Gene Ontology annotation, cellular component: membrane. The record is from RefSeq and is a predicted model, not a curated record.
AUGGCGAACCAAAUCCAUAGGUGGAAUGUAGUCCACAAGUUGGAGAAGCGGAAACUGCUGGUCGCCAUCAACUGCGUGGCUGCCUUGGCUAUAUUCUUCUUUGGCUAUGACCAAGGGAUGAUGGGGGGAGUGAACAACUCCAGCAAUUAUCUCGAACUCAUGGGAAUAGGCUAUGGAGCCAAUAUAAACGGUGACGCGAAUGUCCCCGUCGUCACCGACAGUCUGCUCCAAGGUGGCAUUGUCUCCGUCUACUACUUAGGUACCCUGGUCGGUGCUCUUUUCGGGGGCUGGAUUGGCGAAAGAAUAGGACGGUUGAAGAGUAUUGCAGUUGGGUCGGUAUGGGCCAUUGUUGGUGCUGCACUACAGUGCUCGGCCAUGAAUCAUCAGUGGAUCAUCUGCGCUCGGUUGAUCAAUGGCAUUGGCACUGGCGUUUUGAACGCAAUUGUUCCUGUGUGGGCAACAGAGACGGCCGAGCACACAUCUCGGGGUCAAUUCAUCGCAAUCGAAUUCACAUUGAACAUCUUCGGUGUCGUGGUUGCGUAUUGGUUAGAAUUUGGCCUUUCCUUCAUCGAUGAAGGACGUUCAGCCAUACGUUGGCGGUUUCCCAUUGCAUUCCAAAUCAUUCUCUUAUUCUUAUUGCUAGGCCUCGUCUGGUUCUUCCCCGAGUCUCCGAGAUGGCUAGUCAAGGUCGGUCGCGAGGAGGAAGCACGCUACAUUCUCGGUCGAUUGCGUGGAACAGGCCCUGAGGAUGGGGACAAGGCGGAGGCUGAAUUCCGGGAUAUCUGCAACGUGGCUGAACUUGAAAAGGCUCAGAAGUACAGCACCUCAUACUUCUCCAUGAUCACUGGGAGGGGUUCGGGCAACCUUCACAUCGGUCGCCGGGUGCAGCUGGUUGUAUGGUUGCAAAUCAUGCAGGAAUGGGUGGGGAUUGCUGGAGUAACAGUUUAUGCCCCUGUCAUCUUCCGAAUGGCUGGCUUUGACACUGAGAAAAGCCAGUGGGUGAGCGGUCUGAACAAUGUCUUCUACAUGUUCUCAACUUUAGUCUGUGUCUUCACCUUGGACCGGAUUGGCCGUCGCUGGACCUUGUACUGGGGCUCCGUCGGACAGGGUAUUGCAAUGUUCCUUGCUGGAGGCUUCUCAUAUCUCUGUAAGCAGGCAAGCGCUGCAGGAGAUACCAGCAAGGCUUCAUCCUAUGGUGCUGCUGCCGCCUCUAUGGUCUUUAUUUUUACUUCUGUAUUCGGAGCGACAUGGCUCACUGUUCCGUGGCUGUAUCCUGCAGAAAUCUUCCCACUCUCGGUUCGUGCCAAAGGAAAUGCAUGGGGUGUAGUGGGAUGGAGUAUUGGAAAUGGCUGGCUGACCCUCCUCUGCCCCAUUAUGUUUGAUUCUAUCGGCGAGAAGACCCUAUAUAUUUUCGGGAUCGCCAAUGUUAUUACGAUCCCGAUGGUGUGGGCUUUAUACCCCGAGUCAAACCAGCGCACGUUGGAACAAAUAGAUCUGCUGUUCGCAGCCGACAGCCUUUGGGUGUGGGAUGCUGAGCGAAACUUCCAGACUCUGGUGGAAAAUAACCCCGAACUGACGCAAGCAACCCGAGCCCGUGGUCUCUCAGACACAGAGAAGGCCAAGGCGAUUGAGGACUAGGAUAAAGCUACAACCGAACAUUUUUCUCUUUGAGAGGCCUGCCGAUAGAACGGAUACUAGCCAUGAUCGGCCAUUGAUGAGCUCAUGCAAAUAAUGUAUAUACUCCAUAUGAUAAGCUCGGAAAUUCCAAAAGUUAUCAGGCAUUCAAAAUAUGCAUGAAGAUAGCGCAAUUGGCUGCACGCUCACCGUGAUGAUGAUUAUCCCAUCUCCGUAAGCAACCCGGCCAAGAUACAGCGAGCCUUCUUGAUAUCUGGAGCCUCA